GAGUAGGAGAUGGAGGAUCAAAGAAGAAGAGGAGGACAGAGCUCGGUUCCUCUUGUUGCUUCUUCGGCUUCUCCGGAACCCACGGUUCUUACAAUUAGUGAUGAAGAUUCGGGUAGUGACGAGGGUAAUGUGAAGUCAAAAGAAGUGAUAGUUGAUUCUCCAUCUCUUCUGGAAGUACCAGAUGAUGAUUUGGAAAUUGAACGGGCUGAUGCUCUCGAAAAGGAUGAUCCCUGCGUUGAGUUGGAUGAUAUGAAUACAACUGAUAUUUCCAGUUCCAGCUCAGAGUUGAUGGAUGCGACAAAUUCAUAUCUUGAAGAUGAUGGGAGAUGUGAAAUCAUAGAUGAAGAAGAGAUAGCACGCUCCACAUCUGAUGAAACUACUAUGGAGGUUGAAGAUAAUUUUGACGUCAUAAUCUUGACAGAUAUGGAGGAAGAUCAGCAAUAUAGGGAAGCAAAUGAACGUGAUGAAGAAAUUCUAAAACCUUGUCAUCCACUGCCAUUUACUUGUCCUGCAACGAGGACCAGAUCAUGGUUUGGAAAACAGCCAAAAAUCUCUUAUUGUAGGUAUUUCGGAACACUUGACAUUGAUUGGGAGGAGUGGGAGAAGGAGGAGGAAGAAGAAGAAGAAGAAGAAGAAGAAGAAGAGGAUAAUGAAUCACAGGAAGAUGAACCGUUGUCUUUGUCAAAGAAAAAAAUCUUCUCAAAAACAUGCAUUCCUCGGGAAGACAAGCCAUUGUCUUCAUUAAACAAGAAGAACAAGUGUUCAAAACCUCAGAAAGAUGGAGCGUCUUCUUCAUCAAACAAGAAGAAAUCCUCGGAACCUCGGAUAGAUGAACCAUCACCUUUACUAAACCAUGCAAAAUCUGGAAAAAGAAAGAGGGAUAUCCCCUCCAAAGAGUAUUUUAUUCCAGAGCUCCUUGUUAAUACGAUGUGCGACAACACAAUAGAUAUUCCUUCUAUCUUUCCUACAAAGGAAUCUUGCAAUGAGGAACCUGACUUUUUCUCAUGGAAUGAUGAAGAACUCAAAGUUGUUGAAAAGUCUGAUCAUGAGAAAUUUAUAGAUGAACUUUGGGCUGAUUUUGAUUUUGCCAUGGGUUCUACUAAUAUUGGCUCCUACAAUGCUGAUAAGAGUCAAGAAGAAAAAAUCACAAAUAUGGAAGAUAGACUACUGCCAUCAUGCUUGAGUGGGGAGCAUUGUUUUAUCCUAGAUGAACAAAUAGGGCUCAUAUGCAAGUUCUGCUCCUUUGUUAGGAUGGAAAUCAGACAUAUUCUUCCAUUUUUUGGGCAAAACAUGUUUCGAAAAUCAGAGAUGAGAAAUUCCAACAGUGAACAGGACCAACUAUAUUUUGAAAACCUUCUUGCAUCCAUUAAUUUAAGUGGGGAAGCUUCGGCUAAUAAUUCCAGAAAAACUGUGUGGGAUCUCAUCCCAGGUGUUUACCAGACCAUGUACCAGCAUCAACGAGAAGCAUUCGAGUUUAUGUGGAGAAACCUAGCAGGGGGGAUUGAUCUAAACAAGUUGAUUUCCCAUUCCAAACCUGAUGUGGUAGGGGGUUGUGUGAUUUCUCAUGCACCAGGGACAGGGAAGACCCGAUUAUCCAUUGUUUUUAUUCAAACUUAUAUGAAGGUUUUUCCAGAUUGCAGGCCUAUGAUAAUUGCUCCUAGAGGAAUGCUCCUAACAUGGGAGACAGAAGCUAGAAAAUGGGAUGUCAACAUUCCCAUUCAUAAUCUGAAUUCUUUAGAAUACACUGGGAAAGAAGACAAAGCCAUAAUUUCUUCAUUGACUUCAAGACAACCACGAACUAAAAUGUCAGUGCGGCUCGUGAAACUGUGUUCAUGGAGCAAAGGCAAUAGCAUCCUUGGAGUAAGUUAUAAUCUGUUCAAGAAGCUGUCUUCUGAGAGGACUACAACUGGAUUGGAUAAGUUUCUUCUUGAGAAACCAGGUUUGCUAGUUCUUGAUGAAGGGCAUAUUCCAAGAAAUCAACGGAGUCUUAUAUGGAAGGUAUUAGGAAAAGUCAAAGCAGAAAAGCGACUCAUCCUUUCUGGAACACCCUUCCAAAAUAAUUUUGACGAGCUUUACAAUAUCUUGUGUUUGGUACGGCCUAAAUUUGCAGAGGAGAUCACAAAUAACAAUUUGAAAUUAGGAAGGCAAAAGGUUUGCAUAGACGAGCAACCAAUUGGCUUUCCUGAAAAAGAUGGUGGAAAAGAACUUUGGACUUCUCUAACUAGCAAUGUUACUGAUGACAAUGUUGAAGAAGUCAGAUCUAUAUUGAAACCUUUUGUGCACAUUCAUAAUGGCACUAUCCUGAAUGAUCUUCCAGGUAUGAGAGAAUAUAUAAUUCUUUUGGAUCCCGUACCUCACCAGAAAGCCAUGAUUGAAAAAGUAAAACACAUUGGAUCCAAAUCCGCCUUAGACUGUGAAUACAAAUAUUGCUUGGCUUCCAUCCAUCCUUCCCUGGUGACUUGUCUGAAGAUGUCUAAAGAAGAUGAAUUGCUGGUAGACAAGGAUUUGCUUGAAAAGUUGAAACUCAAUCCAGCUGAAGGGGCAAAAACACGAUUCGUUGUCGAAAUUGUUCGCUUGUGUGAAUCGCAGAAUGAGAAAGUGCUUAUUUUCAGUCAGUAUAUACAACCACUGACGAUGAUUAAAGAACAACUGAUCAACGAGUUUAACUUGAUUGAAGGGAAGGAGGUCUUGGAGAUGACCGGAAAGGUUCAUUUGCGAAAUCGUCAAUCUUCGAUAAAUAUGUUUAAUGAUGAAAAAAGUGAAGCUAAAGUGCUACUUGCAUCAACCAAGGCUUGCUGUGAAGGGAUAAGCUUAACCGGCGCCUCAAGGGUUAUACUUAUUGAUGUUGUAUGGAAUCCGGCAGUAGGAAGACAAGCCACCAGCAGAGCAUUCAGAAUUGGCCAAAAGAAAUUUGUAUACACUUACAACUUGAUUACAUCUGGGACAGGUGAAAAGGAAAAGUAUGAGGCACAAAUCAAAAAAGAUCAUUUGUCCAAAUUGUUGUUUGCCCAAGAAAGUGAUUCCACUAUUACCAAAAUCCGUUUACCUCAGUCAAAGGAAGGUCACCCAAAUAGUGUUCUCUCCAAAGACAAGAUUCUGGAACAAAUUGUUGAUAAAAUGAAGGGCAUGUUUAUUGAUAUUUUCUGUUCAUCCAAGGAGUAAUUGUAGAAAACUAUGACACACUACAACUCUUCCUUCAAUGCAUGCACCAUGGGGAGUACACCUUCAUCAAGACCUCUCAAUUGAUACCUCUCUUACAACCCUUGCAAGAUUCUUCACUUUUACCACUGUUCUUUUAGCAUAAUCUAUCUCCCAUUCUUUAGUGUUCUGCAAGU
Messenger RNA from Zingiber officinale, 3335 nucleotides. Its product is annotated as SNF2 domain-containing protein CLASSY 3-like. Gene Ontology annotation, molecular function: ATP binding; ATP-dependent chromatin remodeler activity. NCBI's taxonomy places the organism in Eukaryota, Viridiplantae, Streptophyta, Magnoliopsida, Zingiberales, Zingiberaceae. The transcript has 4 exons. The record is from RefSeq and is a predicted model, not a curated record. Bases 10 to 3162 code for a protein of 1050 amino acids. Gene Ontology annotation, biological process: gene silencing by siRNA-directed DNA methylation.